This is a messenger RNA of Paraglomus occultum, 315 nucleotides long. The record is from the annotation of a GenBank genome assembly. Lineage: Eukaryota; Fungi; Glomeromycota; Glomeromycetes; Paraglomerales; Paraglomeraceae.
UACAAAUCAUUUAAAGACUUCCACAAGCGAAUCAUGGUUGCGACAGAUGUCUUUGGACGUGGUAUUGACAUUGAACGAGUGAAUAUUGUAAUCAAUUAUGACAUUCCUGAUGGACCGGAUACGUAUUUACAUAGAGUCGGUCGCGCUGGCAGAUUCGGUACAAAAGGCAUUGCUGUAACAUUUGUUGCCAACAAUGAAGAUGCAGAGAUUCUUCAGAAAGUGCAGGAACGGUUUGAAGUCAACAUCACAGAAUGUCCCCCCGAGUCAGAACUCAAUGACUUUAGUAAGUCUCUGAAAGAUAUUCAAGAUAUCUAA